AGGUAAAUUGUCGACAGUAGCGAUUUCAUGAGGUAAGAGUUAAAAGAAAACAGCGCGAUACAGGGAUUCCAACAGAUUGUUUAUUGUUCCUAAGAGUGAGAAAAGACUGUAAAAAUGGCGCAUGAAACGUUUAAGAAAAAGCUGAUUGAAUUACAGGAAGGUAUAGAAAAAUCAGCAAGAAGGAUACAAUCAUUGCAAAAGUCCUUGCAACAGAUGGCGAUGGAAAUUGAACAGACAGAACAAGUUCUACAGGAUUUUUGCUCUUGCACUGACAGAUCUACUCCUCCAAAAUAUCCCAAGUAUGCCAGCAAAACUGCCAGGGUGUCAAGCUACAAUGAUUGUGGAUACAUUGUGAUACCACCAGAUAGUUUGGCUACCUCAGGAUUUUUCUAUGCAGGCUUUGGUGACUGUGUUAGGUGCUUCCAGUGUGGCGUUGGUCUUCGUCAUUGGUCAGAAGAAGAUGAUCCUUGGAUCGAGCAUAGUAGAUGGUCAAAGGAUUGUUUAUUUGUUAAACAAGUGAGAGGUCAAGAGUUCGUGAAUCUUGUACAAAUGGCUGUGCAAUAUUAUCAGAAUACAAAUGGAAACAGCCAGGCUUCAGUCACCAUUACAGCUGGUGAGAUCAGUUUAAAAUUAUAAUAUAUGAAACAUAUUAAAAUUGGUACCAUAAAAGCCUUGUUGUAUACUUUGUGGUAGUCUAUGCGGAUUUCCACGAGCAUUUUUUGUUUCUGUUCAAAAACGUUAUUUGUAACAAUUCUUACUUUUUUGGAAGUACUAGUAGUCAGUGGGCAAAAAAUAUAUUAUUCAAAGACUUUGAAAUUAAUGACCACAUAUUGAAAUGCAA
This is a messenger RNA of Ruditapes philippinarum (Manila clam), 841 nucleotides long. RefSeq names its product death-associated inhibitor of apoptosis 1-like. Gene Ontology annotation, cellular component: cytoplasm; nucleus. The coding region runs from base 115 to 636 and encodes 173 amino acids. Gene Ontology annotation, biological process: negative regulation of apoptotic process; regulation of cell cycle; positive regulation of protein ubiquitination. The transcript is spliced from 7 exons. The record is from RefSeq and is a predicted model, not a curated record. Gene Ontology annotation, molecular function: cysteine-type endopeptidase inhibitor activity involved in apoptotic process; ubiquitin protein ligase activity. Lineage: Eukaryota; Metazoa; Mollusca; Bivalvia; Venerida; Veneridae.